AGAAAUUAGAAUUACCGGAGAGAAAAAUCAAACGCAAUGCCGAUGGAUUCUUCGUUCAAAAGCUAUCGGGAUUUUGAGCCUCUACUCGAUUGCCUUCAUCAUCCCGAGUCUCAUCUUCUUCUCGUCCACCUCUUAGGUUUCACACGCAACAAUCUGGAAGUUCGGGUGACAUCCACCGGAAAGUUGAGGAUCUCCGGCGAACGGAGGCUCACCAGCGGCAAGUGGCUCCGAUUCCUCAACGAAAUCGAUAUCCCAGAAGAUGCUGAUACUAACAAGAUCUCUGCCGAGUUUGAGAAAGGCAUCCUCUACGUGACGCAGCCCAGAAAAACCUCCGCCGUCUCUUCCAACAACCCACCGGCUCAGCCAUCGGAGCCCAAGGCGGAAUCCCAACCGCCGCCCACCGCCUCUACUCGAGGGAUUGGACGGGUGAGAAGAGGAGAAUGGUUGAGGAGAAAUAUGGUGAAUUUGGCUCUAGGGGCUGCUGCUGUUUUUGUCAUUGUGUAUCUCAAUCUUACAAACAAUGAUCAUAUGGAGCAACAGUGGUGAAGAAGAAGAAGCUAUGAAUCAACAUCUAGUUUACGAGCGAACAAUGGAACCAAAUUCGUUGCCCCGGAUUCGGGCACGAGAAUAAAAUUGCUAUAGAGCUGCUACUUCACCUUUACA
Cucurbita moschata (crookneck pumpkin) is the source of this 663-nucleotide messenger RNA. RefSeq names its product inactive protein RESTRICTED TEV MOVEMENT 2-like. The coding region runs from base 37 to 546 and encodes 169 amino acids. The record is from RefSeq and is a predicted model, not a curated record. Lineage: Eukaryota; Viridiplantae; Streptophyta; Magnoliopsida; Cucurbitales; Cucurbitaceae. The transcript is spliced from 2 exons.